CUGGUAACAUGCGGAAAUGAACCCGGUUUAACCUACUGGCGGGUGCAGGAGAUACUGAAGCGGCAGAGUUGAAGCAAACGGCAACAACAGCAUACACACGUAACUAGAAGUUGAGUUGCUUUCUGUACAGAACUGCAUUUUAUGCAUGGCUCAGUUCAACAUUGACGCAAUAAUUUAAAAAGGAUAAACGACCAGGCUCAGGGCAUUUCAUUUAUUUGCUCCCCAGUCUUCAGCUUUUUACAGAUGUCCUUCCUCAAAGUGAACCGUUCCUACCACCCUCAUGGGGUAGGGAAGAGGGCUGUCAAGGUGAAGAGGAAGCCAGCAUCCAAGCAGGAAUGGGUUAGUACUGUUAAUGACCUGAGUGUACACCGUGCAACUCCAGAGGAACUGAGCCAGCGUCAUGAGAGGCACAAGUCAAAAAACAAAGCGGUUGCACAGUGGGAGCUGAGAGAGAAGGUGCUGCAGAGGAGACUGAGGAAGCAAGGCCAGGACAGUCCAGAUCCCCUGGAGAGAGUGAAACUGGCCAUCAUGAGAGAGUACCACAUGCAGGAUGUGUUGGAGAGGUCAGACCGGGCGAUGGCUGUGGUGAAGGAUAUAUUUGGAGAUGCACCACGCAGACAGACGGGUUUCCCCAAUGUGACCAUGGCUCCGGACUGUGAUCCUGACUCCUCUGUGCUGCCAGUGGUGCAGAAACAACACCCGCCCACCCAGCUCUCCAUCCUCAGCGAGUCGGUCAUGGAUUCUCAGGCUCUGAAUGAAGUCGAAGACGAAAGCCUGUAUCUCAGAGACUCCGAGCGCAGUGAGGAUGAAGUGGAUGCGUCUGACUCGGUUACCUUCAACUCCAACAUGGACAUGAGCAGGUACAGUCGCUAUUUACAGGAGAAAGCUCCUCGGUGUGAGAGACCCACAAACGAGAACCCCCCUGAGACACCUUGCACCCCUCACACGCCAGCUACAUCCUUGGGGAACCAGGAGGCUGCGCUGAACGCCACCACUGCAGUUAAGAGAGUCCGCUCCAGGCGUCACAAUGAAGAGGGGAGCUGCACGCCACUGAAUGGCUCCUCGUCUACACGGCCAUCCAAAAUGAUUGGACAUGUCCUGAACCCUGACCCCAAAAAUCAGAAAAGAGGUAAAAAAAGUAAACAUUCGUCGUCCAGUUCAAGGUCUCGUGCUGAGCUUCCAGAGUUGGACAGCACAGCAUUGGGCUCUCUGAGCGGGAACCAGUCGAGUCUGGAGCUGCUGCACCACAUGAUGGGCGAGGUGGAGCUGGAUCUGCAGGACUUCGAGCAGCAGACAGGCAGAGAGGUCAACGAGUGCACAACACUGCCAAGAGCUCAGGGGUUAACGGGGUUCUCAGUCUCGCUGGUGUCAACUCUCAGCAGACUUGUGCGCCUUCUCAAGGAGAGUGGGAUCCAGCUGAAUCGUGAAUCGGAGGCGAGGCAGAGACUGGCAGAGGAGUCGCAGGAGCAGCGCACGCUUAUUGACGUGCUGACAGCAGAGGUGCUUGCAGUAAGAGAAGAGAACGCAGCUAUGCAGGCCAAGCUGCAGCAGUACAUGAUUGUCGCAGAUGAACAGCUGAUCUCAUUGAAGCAGGAGCUAAAUGAGUUGACGGGGCGAACAGACAACGAAAGAUUCAGUGCUAGACCAGUGAACAGCAGCGUUCCAGCUAAUGCAGCAAUAAGUCAAGAGCAUAGACCAGCAUCACGUGGAAUGCCUUAUUGCGGAGUGGACAGGCUGGACCCUGCUCCGAGUGACUAUCCAGAGAGGGAUAUUGACAGCCCUCUGAAGGCAGGAGCAGGCAAACCUCUACCCGAGCGCCUCUUCCAGCCAGCAGUGUUACUGUCGCCACCGCGACAGAGGGACAGCCAAACACAGCUACCAACAAAAGCAGUUGUAAGAAACGUCUUUCAAGAAAAUCAAAGGUUGAACAUCAGCAAACCCAACAACAGCGCAUUGUAUCCAGAGACCCUGGUGCCAGCUAUGAACCCACUGGUGGGGGAGCUACAUCCAAAUAACUGGCCCCCAGCAGAGGAGCAGAGAGGCCUGGGUGAGACUCGUCUUCAAAUGCAGCAGUGGAAGGGUGGGAAUCCAGAGGAUGAGUUGGAGGAGUGCAGCAUGGCGUCCUCGUUCACCAGCCUACCCCAGGCAAACCCCCUCCAAAAGGUUGGCCUCCACAGACCAGACUCUCUGGCGAGUCCUCCUUCCAAAACACAGGGAAGCCAGCACAGUGUCACAGUGUUUCAGGCUGCCAAGCAGAAACCAGGAAGUGUAUCCGCUGAUGAGGAGAAGAAACAGGAGAUGCUGAUGAGCCACAUUGCAGAGCUGACCCGGCAGAACUCCAUUAUUAAAGCCCAGCUGGGUCAGUUCAGGGCUCAGCCAGAGGGGGCCGGGAAGUCUUCGCAGCAAGCAACUGAAACCCACAAGACCGGAGCGGUCACAGAACCUGGGACUGAUGCAAUAAGCAGAAAGAGCCCUCUACCUUCUUCAUCCCCGGGCAGUGUGGAGCAGCGUAUAGCGGAGCUUAACAGACAGAGUGUCGAGGCACGCAGUAAACUCCUGGAACUGAUUGAGCAGCAAAAGCAAGCUGCUGGUGCGGCCUCACCGUCUGUCUCUCCCAUUCCCCCAGCACAGGGCAGAUGGAGCACCGGAAAUGGAGGAAGGACCAUUGAGGUGUCCAUCCCACUGCCUGAUAUGGACUCCUCUGCUUGGACAACCCCUUCUUCCUCUGUCAGUAGAACCAGCGGGAGAAGGUCUGCAGGGGAGGCUGCUAGGAGCUGUUCCCCAUUAAGUGAUGGGAGAGCAACACCUGUCAGCACAAGGGCAAAAGUGGAUACAUUAAAAGAAGAAGGGUGGUUUGCUUUGUCCACUCAUGUUAAAUGAACAGCAAAUAAAGUGACACGGUCCCUGAAAAAGAAAGAAAUUGGAUGGACUUUCUGCCUUCAGUCAUUAAACGGAAUAGUCCAAUUAAAUUGUCUACUCAUCUAGGCAGAGAAGACUAGCUUCAAGAGGUGUGCAGGCUCGUAAUUUAAAAGAGACUUAAUGAAGUCAUCAAGCUUGUUGAGGAUUUCCUUGAAAGUAUUUUUAUAUUAUAUUAUUUUUUAUAUGCUUCCUUUUGUAAGUUAUGUAUUCAUGGUAAGGGGUUUUGUUUUAUAGUUUUAAGUGUUGAGAUGUUUUACGCAGUUUAAAGGAACAUUGAAAGAAAACCUAAUUGAUAGUUAUUUUACUGUUUUUACUUGUAUUAAAGGCCAUUAUUUUAAGUUGUUGGUUUUGUUUUUAACCCAUGUUAUACUGAAUGUUUUCAUUAGGGAUUAUUUAGUAAC
Messenger RNA from Acipenser ruthenus (sterlet), 3320 nucleotides. RefSeq names its product spindle and centriole-associated protein 1-like. The record is from RefSeq and is a predicted model, not a curated record. Gene Ontology annotation, biological process: regulation of centriole replication; metaphase chromosome alignment; mitotic spindle assembly. The transcript has 18 exons. The coding region runs from base 244 to 2880 and encodes 878 amino acids. NCBI's taxonomy places the organism in Eukaryota, Metazoa, Chordata, Actinopteri, Acipenseriformes, Acipenseridae. Gene Ontology annotation, cellular component: centriole; centrosome; spindle.